AUGGAAAACACCACAUACUACUAUGUCCACGUGCAAGCGGUCGUGUUGGCGGUGAUUCUUGCGCUGUGCACGGGUAUCUCGAGGGGCCAGUGUCCAGCCACGUGCCAUUGCGACGGAACUGUCGGGUUUGUUUCUGGCGGCUGUCGGGCAUCAGGAAGCAUUAUAGUCAGAGCAGCAUUAGUAGCAGAAGCAGAAGCAGCAGCAGAAGCAGCAGCAGAGCAUAGCAGAGCAGCAUCAGCAGCAGCAUCAGCGCAUCAGCAGCAGCAGCACAGCAGCAGCACAGCAGCCAGCAGCAGCAGCAGCAGCAGAAGCAGCAGCAGCAGCAGCAGAGCAUCAGCACAGCAGAUAGCAGCGCAGCAGCAGGCAGCGGCAUCAGCAGCGGCAGCAGCGGCAGGCAUCGGAAGCAGCAGCAGCAGAGCAGCAGCAGCAGCAGCAAUCAGCUAUAUGCAUCAGUGA
Dreissena polymorpha is the source of this 456-nucleotide messenger RNA. Its product is annotated as putative protein TPRXL. The transcript is spliced from 3 exons. The record is from RefSeq and is a predicted model, not a curated record. Bases 1 to 456 code for a protein of 151 amino acids. Lineage: Eukaryota; Metazoa; Mollusca; Bivalvia; Myida; Dreissenidae.